Oreochromis niloticus (Nile tilapia) is the source of this 2116-nucleotide messenger RNA. RefSeq names its product eukaryotic translation initiation factor 2A (gene eif2a). Lineage: Eukaryota; Metazoa; Chordata; Actinopteri; Cichliformes; Cichlidae. Gene Ontology annotation, biological process: translational initiation. The record is from RefSeq and is a predicted model, not a curated record. The transcript is spliced from 16 exons. Gene Ontology annotation, cellular component: cytosolic small ribosomal subunit. Gene Ontology annotation, molecular function: protein binding; ribosome binding; tRNA binding. Bases 129 to 1871 code for a protein of 580 amino acids.
UAAACGUCUUCUUUUCAGUUUUUAACGACGUGUCACUGACUGUCUGCUGACGUGGCGCUGAUAGACCUACCUCUCGGUGAUCUGACGCAUUUCCGGGAUGCUGUUUUCUUCUUCCGGCACAUGUAAACAUGGCGCCCCCCGUCCCGUUGCUGGCAGUGCGAGGAUCCGAUGGCACGUCUCUGCUCCGAGGCCCCCCCCACUGUGAGCCACAUGCAGCUUUUCAGAGGGACUGCCGGCCCAGCAGAUGUGUGACCUUCAGCAGAGACGGGACACUCUUUGGUUGGUGUAACGGACAAAAUGUCUCAGUCGUAAACCCCUCAGAUGGCGCUGUGGUGUCGACCUUUGACCUCCCGAAGACGGCCCUGCUGGAGUUUUCCCCACUGAACAACAUCCUGGUUACCUGGCAACUGUACACAAAGACUCAGGACAGUCCUCAGGGGGAAGCCAACCUCCAGCUGUGGGAGCUGCGCAGCGGACGACUCAUCAAAGCCCUCUAUCAGAAGAAGGUCGAGUCGUGGUGUCCCAGCUGGUCUGAAGACGAGAAGAUCUGCGUGAGGAUCGUCAACAACGAGCUGCACUUCUAUGAGAACAACGACUUCGACUCCAUCGCCAACAAGCUCCACAUGCAGAAGGUGUCCGACUUUGCGCUGUCGCCUGGAGCUCAGCCUAGCAAGGUUGCCGUCUACGUUCCAGGCAGCAAAGGAGCGCCUUCGUUCGUCCGCCUGUAUCAGUACCCGGCGUUUGGAGGCCCGACAGCUGCGCUCGCCAACAAGAGCUUCUUCAAGGCCGACCGAGUGACGAUGCAUUGGAACAAGAAAGCCUCAGCCGUGCUGGUGACGGCGAGUACUGAAGUGGAUAAAACCGGCGCGUCGUACUAUGGAGAGCAGACGCUGCAUUACCUCGGCGUUAACGGAGAGACGGCGCUGGUCCAGCUAUCGAAGAACGGCCCAAUCUACGACGUGGCGUGGAGUCCAAGCUCCACCGAGUUCUGCGUGGUGUAUGGCUUCAUGCCGGCCAAAGCCACCGUCUUCAACCUCAAAUGUGACCCCGUCUACGACUUUGGGACCGGACCGCGAAACGCAGCCUACUACAGCCCUCAGGGCCACAUCCUGAUCCUGGCCGGCUUCGGCAACCUGCGAGGUCAGAUGGAGGUCUGGGAUGCGAAAAACUACAAACAGGUGUCCAAACCUCAGGCGCCAGACGCCACUCAUUUUUCCUGGUGUCCCGAUGGUGAGCAUAUCGUCACGGCGACCUGCUCUCCUCGGCUGCGGGUCAGUAACGGUUAUAAGAUCUGGCACUACACCGGCUCCGUGCUUCAAAAAUGGGACGUGGCGGCCGGCUCGGAGCUGUGGGAGGUGCGCUGGCAGUUGCUCCCCGAUGGCAGCUUCCCCGAGCGACCGAUCAAGUACCAGGCAGCGCCCAGCCAGCUGGGGUCCACGCAGGCCCCGCCCACACAGGCAUACCGGCCACCUGCACUGAGACACCUGCCCGCCACGCCCAGCUCCAAACUGCACGAGGACGAGCCUCCUCAGGACCUUCGUCCCGGAGCUUCGGGAGAGAAGAGUCUCUCUAAAUCUGCUCUGAAGAAUCAGAGGAAACGAGAAGCAAAGAAAGCAGCGAAGCAGGAGACGAAACCAGAACCAGAACCUCCCACUGACCCCGCCCCUGUCACUAACAGCCAACCAGAGGCAAGCAGCGGUGACCCAGAGGUGGAAAAGAAGAUCAAGAACUUAAAGAAGAAACUGAAGGCCAUCGAGGAGCUGAAGGAGCAGCAGGCAUCGGGGAAGGUCCUGCAGAAGAACCAGGUGGAGAAGAUCCAGAAGGAGGAGCAGCUGCUGAAGGAGCUGCAGGAGCUGCAGAUCGGACAGUAAGAGGUCCCUGGGAGCUACAGGCCAUGCCUCCCAUCCUGCAGAACUCAAAGGGACAGUGGCGUCUGUGAUUGAGUUUUUAGUUGAGGGGCGGGGCUUAUCUGACAGGUGUGGCAUGCCUCCAGAGGGUUAAACUGAGUGGAUGUUUGUUCCUUAUGUUCAUGCCCUGCCUGUGGCUGCGAGCGGCGAGUGCUCCUCUCUCUCAGCUGGAGGUUGUCCAGUAAUAAACUUUGUAACAGAUCACGAGA